Molecule: messenger RNA, 1110 nt
Organism: Phytophthora infestans T30-4
Lineage: Eukaryota; Oomycota; Peronosporomycetes; Peronosporales; Peronosporaceae
Product: lysocardiolipin acyltransferase, putative
Exons: 4
Coding region: 1-1110 (369 amino acids)
Cellular component (GO): endomembrane system
Molecular function (GO): acyltransferase activity
Source: RefSeq, a predicted model, not a curated record
AUGGGCGUGGCUGUUGUGGGCGUCGUGUUCCUGACGUCGCUAGUGGUCACGGGUUGGACAGGUGUGGCCUGGAUAUUGACCCCAUGUUUCUUGCUGGCGGCUCUCCCACUGCCGGCGUUUCUACAGACCAAACGCUUCUAUCGCCGCGUCACUCGCUUCAUACAAUGGGCGUGGAUGGGCCAAGUGAAAUUGUUUGGAAUCCAGGUUCGAGUGCUCGGCGAUGCGGAGACGAAAGCUCGUGAGAGCGAAUUAUCGAAGGAUCGAGCGCUAUGGCUGUCAAACCACCGCACUCGUAUCGACUGGAUGCUGCUGUGGAGCGUCGCGUGGCGGACGCGGACGCUGCAUCAGUUGCGGAUCGUCUUGAAGGCCCCAUUACGGAAAAUGCCCAUCUUCGGGUGGGCCAUGCAGCACUUCAUCUUCAUCUUUCUGCAACGCCGUUGGGCUGAUGACCAAGUGAAUUUGCGCAAGUUGUUGCCAUUCCUCACGUCGACAGAACCGGAGGCUUCCUAUCUCCUUUUCCCCGAAGGCACCGAUCUGAGCGAGAGUAACCUCGAAAAGAGUGCUGUAUUUGCAGAGAAGAAAAGCCUUUCACCUCGUCAGUACUCGCUGUACCCACGCACGACGGGUUGGACAUUUAUGUUCCCACUGCUGCGCUCACAACUUACCGCUGUGUACGAUGUCACCAUGUUCUACGUGGACUAUGCCGCUAACGAACGUCCAUCGGAGUCGUCACUGCUUACCGGUCGUAUGCCGCGAAUGAUCCAUUUCUACAUCGAGCGAGUGGACAUCUCGGUUUUGCGUGACAAAAGUGAGACUGACUUAGCGGCCUGGUUGGAAAAGCGCUUCGAACGUAAGGAGUCUUUGCUCAAGGCCUUUUACGAGGACAACGGCAAGCUUCCUCAUGGAGCCGAACCUCUCUUUCAAGAGAAUCAAGGUACUGCGAUGGUGAUGCUGGUGGCGUUUUGGCUCAUAUCCAUUGGUGCUGCCACACUCCUUGGAUUGAUUGGCAACUUCAUCUCGGUCAUUGCUGCGCUGGCGGUUGUAGUUGGAUACGCCACCAACACGGCAUAUGGGCCUGGCGUGGACGGGUUUCUCAUAAACAACUCGUAG